Molecule: messenger RNA, 1310 nt
Organism: Eurytemora carolleeae
Lineage: Eukaryota; Metazoa; Arthropoda; Copepoda; Calanoida; Temoridae
Exons: 10
Coding region: 183-1310 (375 amino acids)
Source: RefSeq, a predicted model, not a curated record
GGCAGGUUUUAUCAUCAAUUAUUUUACCAAUAUUCCUUUUUUUUCUUCCACACAUUUGUUGUUUAAAAAUAUGUUAAUUAAAUGAAAUGGGUCUUUCUAUUGCACAGUUCUAUAGAUCCCCCUGGAGUGAAUUGUGAAACCUAUUUUAAAAAGAUCUUUUUAUUUUUUAGACAAAGUUUGCGAUGUCGGAGGAUUCGGAGGUAACAGAGUCAGUAUCGGAGGGCCCUAAUCCUCGGAGGAAUCGUCGGAGACGACCCCGGCGACAAACAAGCAGGGAACGACCGUCGACGGCCACCCUUGAUCAUCCAAAUGUUUUAGACGAAACUUUAAAGGAUAAGCUGGAUAUGACACUGACAAAGAAGAACCUUUUAGCCGCUGUUAAACUUUGCAAUGAUCAAUCUUCAUUUUCUAAAACCACAACAGCUUCAAACCUCGCCAUGCUUAGAAAACUCAGGAAGUAUAACCAGUAUAGUAGUAAUGAUGAAACCGGUUCUUCUAGCGGUUCAGCUGAGCAGAUCUACCAACCUCCAAAAGGAAGAAGUAGAACCAGGCAGAAACAGAAUAUUGAUAGACCAGUGACUUCGACGCUAGAGAAACCAUCUCACUCCGACCUAGAUAUUCCAAACAUAAGAUAUCAUUCUAAACCUCGGAAUCCUAAAGCAAGACUGAAUCAUAGAUUAAAAACAGAAGCAAGGAGAAAAAUGUUCACAAGAGAGGACAGUAUCCAAGAACCUUGCUUCUCUUGUGGAAGAAGUGAUCAGCCUGAGCGGUUUCAUACUCAUCCUGGUAUACCACCAGGCACUCAUCCAGGUACUCAUUCAGGAAGACUGAUAAAAUCUCCACUAAAAGAAGCAAAAUUGAUCAACAACAACAACACUGAGUUGUCAAGCAGUGAGAAGAGAGGAGAGAGGAAGGAUGGACGUGUCUCCAGAUCCCUCUCUCCUAGGAAAUCUGUUUCUCCGGAUAAAACCAGUGAUAGCAGUCCCCAGAGUAAGCGAAGGAACGGGAAGGAGAACACCGAGACCAGUGAAAAGAGUGACUCGGAGAAAGGACGGAAAAAGAAAACUUCUGAUGAAGGAUAUUCUUCUCCUACCAAGAGCCCUCUAAAGGGUCGCUUGGUACGGACACGAGGAGAACUAGAUCAAAAACCCGCCAAAAAAGAUUUCACCGUAGAUAUCUUCACUGUGAAGAAGGAAGUGGAAGAAGACCAAACCAAAUCAAAGCAGGAGAACCCUGAUGAGGAGAGUUCUGAGGAUAAAAGUGAUAAACUGAAACCUACUCCACCCACACCCUCACAUGGAGUCAGGUAG